AUGAGUCUCUUUCCCUUCUCCUUCAAGGAAAGAGCCAAACAUUGGUUUCAUUCCUUAGCACCAAACUCCAUUACUUCUUGGGCUCAAUUGCAACAAGAAUUUCUGAAGAAGUAUUUUCCCAUAGGAAAGACCAAUGAUAUUAGGAGAGCUAUCAUUAGUAUCUCCCAAUAUGAGGGAGAACAACUGUAUGAGACCUGGGAAAGACUCAAGGACCUACUUAGAUCAUGCCCACACCACGCUGUCCCGAAGUGGCAACUAGUGCAAAGCUUCUAUGAAGGCUUGACUGAGCCUAAUAGAGAAAUGGUAGAUGCAUCUUGUGGGGGAAAAUUUAUGAUGAAAAGUGAGGACGAAGCAUGGACAUUGUUUGAAAACUUGAGUAAUAAUUCCAUUCAGCAUGCAUCCACUAGACGUAGAGCACCUGUACCUAAAGCACCAAAGACCGAAGGUCUUUUUGAAAUAGGACAUUCUUCAGAUGUAGCUACUCAAGUAGUUGAUGCUAUCACUAGGAAAUUAGAUCAAAUGAUGGUUGCUGGUUUUGCUCCUAAUUCUACUCACAUGUACACACAGCACGCACCAUGGUCAUUCUAUUCUAGUCCUAUGCAUCACACAAAUGAUUGUCCUACUGCAGGAAAGUUUUCUGAUGAUUCAACUGCGCAGGUCAAUGCAACUUUUUCACAUCCGGGUAAUGAUCCAUACUCCAAUACUUAUAUCCUAGGGUGGAGAAAUCAUCCUAAUUUCUCAUGGAAGACUCAAGAUUCAAGUAACUCAGUCCUAGGGUUGCACAAUCAAGCUCAAUCUAACAGGCAGUCCUACCAAUCUUCUUCCACAUACCGCCCUGCACAGCAGUGGUCUCAAGCUACACAUCUCCUCGAUUGGAUUAUGAUUUUCAAGAUCAGAUGUUACAAUUUAUGA
Molecule: messenger RNA, 912 nt
Organism: Alnus glutinosa
Lineage: Eukaryota; Viridiplantae; Streptophyta; Magnoliopsida; Fagales; Betulaceae
Exons: 1
Coding region: 1-912 (303 amino acids)
Source: RefSeq, a predicted model, not a curated record